Spinacia oleracea (spinach) is the source of this 2424-nucleotide messenger RNA. RefSeq lists its product as uncharacterized. Gene Ontology annotation, biological process: proteolysis. Gene Ontology annotation, molecular function: aspartic-type endopeptidase activity. The record is from RefSeq and is a predicted model, not a curated record. The coding region runs from base 1 to 2424 and encodes 807 amino acids. The transcript has 3 exons. NCBI's taxonomy places the organism in Eukaryota, Viridiplantae, Streptophyta, Magnoliopsida, Caryophyllales, Amaranthaceae.
AUGGAUGAUCACUUGAAACAAUUGGAGGAAAAAAUGCUUGAACAAUCAAGAAGGAUGGAGAGUCAAUCUGCUCAGAUUGAAGACCAAUCCAAGAAACUGGAUGGAUUGAUGAGUCUGCUUUUGGAGAUGAAGAAUCAAAUGAGGGAUUCUAGUUCUGAGAACAGCAAAUAUACUGAAGCUCCAAAAGAUGAGCAAUUCAAUAAGCUGCAACAAACCGAUUCCAUAGAGUCAUACUUAGAUGAUUUUAAUGAUUUAAAGUCUGAUGUCUUGAACACUCAUCGUGGUUUGCCUGAAGAAUUUGUGUUGGAAAGCUAUAUUGGUGGCUUAAAUCCAACUGUUAAACCUUUUGUUAGAGCCUUUAAACCUACCACUAUAUCUGAAGCUGUUGAGUUUGCUAGACUGCAAGAAGAACAAACUGUAGCUUUCUCACAGAAAACUUAUGCAGCCAAACCAAGUUCCUAUUCACAGAAAGCUAUUCAAGCUGUACCACUAAACACAAACAAACCCAUGAACUCUGGCCUACCUGCUUUGCUACCUAUACCAAACACAAAACCCAAUCAACUCACCAAAUUUAACCCAAGAUAUGCUACGAACUUUAGGCAUAUUCUAGCAGAUGUGAGAGCUGAAAAAAUUACCAAAGGGCUAUGCUAUUAUUUUGAUGCUCCAUAUGACAGAACACGUAAAUGCCAAUUUAAGGAACCCCAGCUGUUUAGUGUGGAAAUAUCUAGUAGUAAUGAGGAGAAAUAUUCACAUGACAGUAAGGAUGAAGGGGAUGAUUUGGAUAGUACUGGAGUUGUUGAACCCAUUUUAUCUCUUAAUGCACUUUCUGGGAAUCAAAAAUUUCAGACUAUGAGAGUCACAGGUACUAGGAAUAGCAAGUUGUUUCAUGUUUUGGUGGAUUCUGGAAGUACCCAUAACUUCCUUGAUCUUGAGUUAGCUAAGAAGUUGGGCUGUGUAAUUGAUUCCAUACCUUCGCAGGCUGUCACAGUAGCAGAUGGGAAUCAUCUAGCAUGCCAACAUGUCUGCAAAGGGUUUACUUGGACCAUGCAGGGUAGAUCAUUUACAGCUGAUAUGAUGCUAAUUGUUUUGGGAGGUUGUGACAUGGUUCUUGGUGUUCAAUGGUUGGCAACACUAGGGCCUAUAUGUUGGGAUUUUAAGGCUUUAUCAAUGGAGUUCACCAUAGAUGGAGGACAGUUUGUAUUGAGGGGCAUCCAUCCACAAAAGGUGAAAGUUGUAGAGGGCACACCAUCAGCAAAGCUGAUCAAUAAUGCAGUACAACUUUGUCUUUUGCAAGUAAGAGAUGUUUCUUUUAUGUCUUUGCAAAAUACAGAACUCCAGCAACAUCAUUCACUUGAGUUAAAGCUCUUAAAGACAAGUACAACCCUCCAGAUAUCCACUAAAUUAAAACAAAGGGAUGUAAUUGAACAUUUGGUCCAAGAUAGGCUUGAAAGAGGGGUGAUACAGAACAGUUCUAGUCCAUUUGCUUCACCAGUUGUCUUGGUAGGCAAGAAAGAUGGCACUUGGAGGAUUUGUGUGGAUUAUAGAGAACUGAACAAUAGAACUAUAAAGAAAAAAUUCCCUAUACCAGUGAUUGAUGAGUUGAUAGAUGAAUCGGCUGGUGCUGCAGUUUUUAGUAAGUUGGAUCUAAGAGCAGGUUACCAUCAGUUAAGGGUGCAUGAACAUGAUGUGUACAAAACUGCAUUCAAGACACAUUCAAGACAUUUUGAAUUUCUUGUGAUGCCUUUUGGACUCACUAAUGCUCCUGCUUCUUUUCAGAAUUGGAUGUAUAGUGUUUUCAAACCACUACUCAGAAAGUGUGUUUUGGUUUUCUUUGAUGACAUUCUUGUAUACAACAGAGAUAAGGAGCAACAUUGGGGACAUUUGGCUCAGGUGUUUGAGUUAAUGAGGGUGCAUCAAAUGUUUGCUAAUGCCAGCAAGUGUAGCUUUGCUAUUGAUAGGGUGGAAUACUUAGGCCAUUUCAUCUCUGCAACAGGAGUUGAAACUGAUCCCAACAAGAUUGCUGCUGUGGAAAGUUGGCCAGUACCUAAGUCAGUCAAAGAUUUAAGGAGUUUCUUGGGGUUAGCUGGUUACUAUAGGAAGUUUUUCAUGCAUUAUUCUUUGAUUAGUAAGCCACUCACUAAUCUUCUUAAAAAGGAAGCAUUCUCUUGGUCUGAUGAAGCUCACACAGCUUUUCUCUCCCUUAAGAAAGCUAUAGUAACUGCUCAUGUAUUAGCAGUGCCAGAUUUUGCUAAGCCAUUUGUAGUGGAAACAGAUGCAUCCAAUACUAGCAUUGGAGCAGUGUUGAUGCAGGAUAACCAUCCCUUAGCUUUUAUAAGCAGAGCACUAGGACCUAAGUGGCAAAGAUUGUCAGUGUAUGAAAAAGAAUUGUUGGCCAUAGUGUGUGCUGUUCGAAAAUGGGAGUAG